Cricetulus griseus (Chinese hamster) is the source of this 1405-nucleotide messenger RNA. The record is from RefSeq and is a predicted model, not a curated record. Lineage: Eukaryota; Metazoa; Chordata; Mammalia; Rodentia; Cricetidae.
GGUCAGACGACUUGUCUGCAAAGCUGUGGGAUGUAAGCACAGGGCAGUGUGUUUACGGCAUCCAGACCCACACUUGUGCAGCUGUGAAGUUCGAUGAACAGAAGCUUGUGACAGGCUCCUUUGACAACACCGUGGCCUGCUGGGAAUGGAGUUCUGGAGCCAGGACACAGCAUUUCCGGGGGCACACGGGGGCGGUGUUCAGUGUGGACUACAGUGAUGAACUGGAUAUUUUGGUGAGUGGCUCUGCGGACUUCGCUGUGAAAGUAUGGGCUUUAUCUGCUGGGACAUGCCUGAACACACUCACUGGGCAUACUGAAUGGGUCACCAAGGUGGUUUUGCAGAAGUGCAAAGUCAAGUCUCUCUUGCACAGCCCUGGAGACUACAUCCUCUUAAGUGCCGAUAAAUAUGAGAUCAAGAUUUGGCCAAUUGGGAGAGAAAUCAACUGUAAGUGUUUAAAGACCUUGUCCGUUUCUGAGGAUAGAAGUAUCUGCCUGCAGCCAAGACUUCAUUUUGAUGGAAAAUACAUUGUCUGUAGUUCAGCGCUUGGUCUGUACCAGUGGGACUUUGCCAGUUAUGAUAUUCUCAGGAGUACAAGUGUCUACAGCAAAGUUGUCUUCUGCUUCAUGAUCCGGAACUCUCUUCCUUGUAGGGUCAUCAAGACACCUGAGGUAGCAAACUUGGCUUUGCUUGGCUUUGGAGAUGUCUUUGCCCUGCUGUUUGACAACCACUACCUGUACAUCAUGGACUUGAGGACAGAGAGCGUGAUUAGCCGCUGGCCUCUGCCAGAGUACAGGAAAUCAAAGAGAGGCUCCAGCUUCCUGGCGGGCGAAGCGUCCUGGCUAAAUGGACUGGAUGGGCACAAUGACACAGGCUUAGUCUUUGCCACCAGCAUGCCUGACCACAGUAUUCACCUGGUCUUGUGGAAGGAGCACGGCUGACACCGACAGCUACCACCGCUGACUUUGGGUGCCAGGACUGAGGGUUUUGGGUGCAACGUCUGUGGCAGCCAACUGCAUGAACCAAAGUUCUCACCUAAAGGUAUCAUCACGCAGUGCACAAUCAUUUAUCUGUUUGCCAGGGGUCAGGGCUGGGGCGGGAGGGCUUGUUUUACUGACAUACACCGCAGCAUGCUACUGAGGUACACCAGUGACUUACUUUAUUUGUACUUAGUUACGUUGGUCAGUAUGAGGUUGCAUUUUUGGAUUUAUCUUUCUGAGUGGAAUAUUGAGUAAAAAGAAAGUUAAAUGAUUCAUUAAUCUGCUAAGUGGUUGCGUAUAAAAUAACAUGGAGUCUGUUAUUAAAGCUUUUUCCCAUAGUCUUUGUUUGAAUUUGAAGCAAAAGGUGCUGUGAUGUUAUAGCAACUUUCUCACGAGGCUUGGAUUUUACAAGAGCCAUUGUUAAAAGA